CGGAAGCGCCCGGCGGGGCGGCUGGGCAGCAUCGCAGCCGCGGAGCGCCGUGAGCAGCGGGGCCGGACGGCAGCCGGCGUUCUCGGGGACGCCCUGCGGGGAACCGCCGGUAGCACUGGAGGGGCGCCGAGCCUGGAGAAGAAACAUGCAACAUGGCAGCAGCCAUGGAAACUGAACAGCCAGGCCUCGAAGUCUUUGAAACCACGGGCUGUGAGGAGCAGGUGCAGAGAGAGGAGCAGCCAAAACCUGAACCUUUCUAUGUAGAGAGACAUUCCUGGAGCCAGCUUCGGAAACUGCUCACAGAUACACGAAAGUAUCAUGGAUAUAUGAUGGCAAAAGCCCCACAUGACUUCACGUUUGUUAAGAAAAAUGAUCCCGAAGGACCUCAUUCUGAUAGGAUUUACUAUCUGGCAAUGUCUGGGGAGAAUAGAGAGAACACACUCUUCUACUCUGAAAUUCCAAAAACUGUGAACAAAGCUGCUGUCCUGUUGCUUUCCUGGAAGCCUCUCUUGGAUCUUUUUCCGGCCAUCCUGGACUAUGGUAUGUACUCUCGGGAAGAGGAGUUGCUGCGGGAGAGGAAGCGGAUUGGCACUGUUGGGAUUGCCUGCUACGACUACCACCGCGAGAGCGGCACCUUCCUGUUUCAGGCUGGGAGUGGAAUUUAUCAUGUAAAAGAUGGAGGCCCUCAUGGAUUCACUCAACAGCCUUUAAGACCCGUUCUGGUAGAGACCGGUUGUCCAAAUAUCCGGAUGGAUCCUAAGCUUUGUCCAGCUGAUCCAAAUUGGAUUGCCUUUAUCCAUAGCAAUGACAUCUGGAUAUCUAAUAUAGAAACCAGAGAAGAAAGGAGGCUAACAUUUGUGCACAAUGAACUUGCCAGUGUUGAGGAAGAUCCAAAGUCUGCUGGCGUGGCUACUUUUGUGCUGCAGGAGGAGUUUGACAGAUACACUGGCUAUUGGUGGAGUCCAAAGGCAGAGCCAACACUGAAUGGGGGUAAAGUUCUUCGAAUUCUUUAUGAAGAAAAUGAUGAGUCAGAAGUGGAAAUCAUUCAUGUCACAUCACCCAUGUUGGAGACAAGAAGAACAGAUUCCUUCCGGUACCCCAAAACUGGUACAGCAAAUCCAAAGGUCACUUUCAAGAUUUCUGAAGUGGUGAUCAAUGAAGAAGGAAGAAUUGCAGGUGUUGUGGAUAAAGAGCUGGUUCAGCCGUUCGAGAUCCUCUUUGAAGGAGUGGAGUACAUUGCUAGAGCUGGGUGGACGCCAGAAGGAAAAUACGUUUGGUCCAUCUUACUGGAUCGUUCCCAGACUCGACUGCAGAUCGUCUUGAUUCCCCCUGCAUUAUUCAUCCCGGUAGAAUAUGAUGCAAUGGAAAGGCAGAAACUUAUCGACGCCGUACCAGAUUCUGUUACACCUUUAAUUAUUUAUGAGGAAACAACAGACAUAUGGAUAAAUAUCCAUGAUAUCUUCUAUGUCUUCCCUCAAACCCAUGAAGAUGAGAUAGAGUUCAUUUUUGCCUCCGAGUGUAAAACAGGAUUCAGACACCUGUACAAAAUUGUCUCAAUUUUGAAGGAGAGCAAAUAUAAGCGGUCAUCUGGAGGACUCCCUGCUCCAAGUGACUUCAAGUGCCCCAUCAAAGAGGAGAUUGCCAUUACCAGUGGGGAAUGGGAAGUGCUUGGCAGACAUGGGUCCAAUAUCUAUGUAGACGAAGCCAAAAAACUGGUGUAUUUUCAAGGCACAAAAGACUCUCCUUUAGAACAUCACUUGUAUGUUGUUAACUACAAGAAUCCCGGAGAAGUAAAACGACUGACAGAACGUGGUUACUCUCAUGCCUGCUGUGUCAGCCAGGAUUGUGACAUGUUUAUUAGCAAGUACAGCAAUCAGAAGAACCCACACUGUGUGUCCCUUUACCGGCUGACAGGACAUGAAGAUGAUGCAGCUCAAAGGACAAAGGAAUUCUGGGCUACGAUUUUAGAUUCAGCAGGCCCUCUUCCUGAUUACAUUCCCCCAGAAGUGUUCUCCUUUGAGAGCUCCACGGGGUUUACGCUCUAUGGGAUGAUGUACAAACCUCACAAUCUGCAGCCUGGGAAGAAGUACCCUACUGUGAUCUUCAUCUAUGGAGGCCCGCAGGUGCAGCUAGUGAACAAUCGAUUCAAAGGACUCAAAUAUUUCCGACUGAACACCUUGGCCUCUUUAGGCUACGUUGUUGUGGUUAUUGACAACAGGGGGUCCUGCCACCGAGGGCUGAAGUUUGAAGGAGCCUUCAAAUACAAAAUGGGGCAAAUAGAAAUUGAUGACCAAGUGGAAGGGCUGCACUACUUGGCAUCACAGUAUGACUUCAUCGAUUUGGAUCGUGUUGGCAUUCAUGGCUGGUCAUAUGGAGGCUACCUCUCUCUUAUGGCUUUAAUGCAGAGGUCAGAUAUCUUCAGGGUUGCCAUCGCCGGAGCGCCCGUGACGCUGUGGGUUUUCUAUGACACGGGUUACACAGAGCGCUACAUGGGCCACCCGGAGCACAACGAGCAGGGCUACUACCUGGGUUCCGUGGCCAUGCAAGCUGACAAGUUUCCUUCUGAACCAAACCGUUUGCUGCUGCUACAUGGGUUCUUGGAUGAGAACGUUCACUUUGCACACACUAGUAUUUUGCUCAGCUUUUUAGUGAGAGCUGGGAAGCCAUACGACUUGCAGAUCUACCCUCAGGAGAGGCACAGUAUAAGGGUGCCUGAGUCGGGAGAGCACUAUGAACUCCAUCUACUGUAUUACCUGCAAGAGAAUCUGGGCUCUCGCAUUGCUGCCCUGAAGGCAAUGUAACUCACCUCUGCAGGACUCUGCUCAGCUGGCUGCUGUUCCGAAUGAGGAGAGAGGAAACUAGAGAAAACCACAGAACUUUGCAUUUUGGUGCCUGCCACGUGUACACACACAUUCAUACAUAGAGAGACACUUUUUUAAAGUAAAUUUGGUGCCAUAUAGGGAAUUAAAGGACGAUGGCCUAAUAACCUUAAAGCUUAGGGUGUAAAUAAAAUCCAGUGUCUGUAGUGCAAUGCAGUACCAUGGGUGUUCUCUCGGGGGAGGAGCUCAACUGAAGAUAAAGUACUUCCACAGCACCAGAUCUUCACGUUUUAAAAAGACUCUGAUCUAAUCAGUGUUUUUACAGUGUGCUCCUUGACACUAGAAAGUUUACUCACUACACAGCAGGAGUUUACCUGGAUGCUUACAGUGUGUACAUUACGUUUUGAAUGUCAUUGUAUAGCUUUUAUGCUUCCUAAGCGGGAUGUGUCUCACUCCAGAAAAGUUGGUCCCAAGUUAGACACGUCCCCUAUCCAGCUUCUGAUUGUUUUCUAAGGAGAAACACUUUUAAGCUGCCCUAAGAAGAUUUUAAAUUUUGGAUUCAGUUCAGCUGAUGCCAGAUUCUUUUCAAAAAUGGCUUUUCUUCUCAGGAUAAGUCGUACUGGUUUUCCUUCCAGCAGAUUGCUAUCCUAUCCUGAUUGUACUCGAUUUCAGCUGGGGAAGUGAAAUGAUGUUUUACUGUGAUGUGAGCAUAACAAUCUUUUAUUUGGGAUGCAAACUAAUUUAAGGCAAAUUGCUGAGACUUUGUAAAUUCUAAAAGAAGCUUAAAAGUGCA
This is a messenger RNA of Tympanuchus pallidicinctus (lesser prairie-chicken), 3612 nucleotides long. It is a transcript of the gene DPP8, whose product is annotated as dipeptidyl peptidase 8. Gene Ontology annotation, biological process: proteolysis. Lineage: Eukaryota; Metazoa; Chordata; Aves; Galliformes; Phasianidae. Gene Ontology annotation, molecular function: dipeptidyl-peptidase activity; serine-type peptidase activity. The transcript has 20 exons. The coding region runs from base 153 to 2801 and encodes 882 amino acids. The record is from RefSeq and is a predicted model, not a curated record.